Messenger RNA from Rhea pennata, 3723 nucleotides. RefSeq names its product insulin induced gene 2 (gene INSIG2). Gene Ontology annotation, biological process: SREBP signaling pathway; cholesterol biosynthetic process; SREBP-SCAP complex retention in endoplasmic reticulum. Gene Ontology annotation, cellular component: SREBP-SCAP-Insig complex; endoplasmic reticulum. The coding region runs from base 168 to 845 and encodes 225 amino acids. The transcript is spliced from 6 exons. NCBI's taxonomy places the organism in Eukaryota, Metazoa, Chordata, Aves, Rheiformes, Rheidae. The record is from RefSeq and is a predicted model, not a curated record.
ACACACACACACUCCGCUUCCACUUCUUCCUAACGCGUCUGCACCACGCGAGAAGCUAAAUGCGGUGGACCGCACACAGCAGAGAGGGUUUGGGUAUCUCCUAAUUGAAGAGAGUCAAAAUACUGAUUACAAGUGAAUCCUGGAUGUCUCUGAGAACAUAAGAAGUCAUGGCAGAAAAUGAUGCAAUGCCAACCUUACCAAAAAAGUGUGGUCCAUACAUUUCAUCAGUAACCAGUCAUGGCAUGAAUUUGGUAAUUCGUGGAAUAGUGCUGUUUUUUAUUGGCGUAUUCCUUGCAUUAGUAUUAAACUUGCUUCAGAUCCAGAGAAAUGUUACUCUCUUCCCCCCUGAUGUGAUCACAAGCAUCUUCUCCUCAGCUUGGUGGGUACCACCUUGCUGUGGCACAGCUUCAGCUGCGAUUGGGUUAUUGUACCCAUGCAUGGACAGACAUCUGGGAGAACCACAUAAAUUUAAGAGAGAAUGGUCCAGUGUAAUGCGAUGUGUAGCAGUCUUUGUGGGUAUAAAUCAUGCCAGUGCUAAAGUGGACUUUGCCAAUAAUAUCCAGUUGUCUCUCACAUUAGCAGCCCUAUCAAUUGGGCUGUGGUGGACAUUUGAUAGAUCACGAAGUGGCUUUGGUCUUGGAAUAGGAAUUGCUUUCCUGGCUACACUGGUGUCACAGCUUCUGGUCUACAAUGGAGUUUAUCAAUACACAUCUCCAGAUUUCCUUUAUGUUCGUUCCUGGCUGCCGUGUAUAUUUUUUGCUGGUGGAAUAACUAUGGGCAAUAUUGGCAGGCAACUGGCAAUGUAUGAAUGCAAAGUCAUUGCAGAGAAGUCUCACGAGGACUGAGGAGAAACAACGUGCACCUUCUAAACAGGAAAACAUCUGACAAAUGACUGUUGGAAGAGCAUAAGGAACACUUGACUGAAAUUGCCAAAAUGCAAUUUUUUCCCCCUUGAAUAGUAUUCUUUACUGCAAUCUGUGAUUGCUGCUUCUAUAGGAACCUUCGUGUCUGAUUUUUGAUUACUGUGAAGUUACACUAGUAUGCAAUACAUUUGACAAUAUUGGUUUGAUUAUAGGAUUGUUUUUUUCCAAAGCUAAACUGAGUUUACCAUAAAUUCUUGUCUGUCCGUAAUGUUGCAGUGCCAAACUGACCUUUGCACUACAUUUCUGUAGCUGAACCUUCUGCUUCACUUUAUCUUGAAAAUUUUGAAGAAUUUGUUCUUAAUAGUUCAGUGAAAGACAGGGAAUUCAAAUUUAGGAAUGAAAAUCUUUCGUUGAUGAUAGUUAGUAAUAUCCUUAUUAAAUUCAUGGAUUACAGUGAGCCUUGAUGCAGUAAGUAACUGACUUCUGCCUAUUAACAUGCUGUAUUAUUCUUUUUGAUCACAUCGUAGGUAAAGAAACUUAAUACGGAUUGUAUGGGUGAUUGCCAUACCGUUUCUUUUGUCUGUGUUGUGUGGCCAGUAUCGCGUAUCACAGAACCCAGAAAUGGAAACUUCGCUGAGGCUGGAAAUGCUUUGUGCUUUUUUUUCCCCUAGAACACCCAGUAUGCACAGCUUGGAUAUUGAUUUAUGUGGACCAUCAUCAGAUGUGGACAGAUUCUGAAACUGCUUGCUGUGUUGAGUAAUAGGAUAUAAUUCAGGUCAUUCUUCUACAGUCCCUUAAGCCAACUUGUGUUGGCCCCUUCUUUAAACAGAAAAAAACCCAUCCUCUGGGAGUUGUUAUUAUGAAACUUUUUUUCUGCUAAACUAAACCGAUGACUACCAUUUACUGACAUAAACCUUCCUUUUACCAAUGUAAAUUUUGAUAGCUGUUGUGUACACGUGCUCUGUUCACAGGGAUUGGCAGAAGUCUGGAUGCUGUAUUUUAGGUACUGAUGUAGCUUUUAUUGCUGUGGCCAUGGUCCAGGCACUCUUCAUUGCAUUUCUCAUGGCAACUUUCUGCAGUGGAUAAAUACUGUUAUCCCUAUUUUACAGGUGCCUGUGCACAGGAAGUCUGGUAAGACAGAGCUGAAGAAGGCUGUGUGCUAAUCAAUUCCCUUUCUGAGAAUAAGGAUUUUAAAGUUUGACCCAUAUUUGCAGGUGUAAAUGGAUUUUCCUCUGUUGGCUUUGCAGCUUGCUUUUAAGAUCGUAAGACAAAAGACCUUGUGCAAGAAGGCAGAAAGCAGACUUGAAGAAGACUCUGCGAACCUGUGCCAGCAGUGAAUUUGGGGUGGAAUUGUCUCCGUUUUCCCCCUUCUGUCUCUGUGUUGAUGUUGUUUUAAUGUAUUCUUUUGUCUCGAAUUACUGGGUUUUUUUAAAUCUUCCAUGAAAGGUUUAUAAGACAUGUUACAGUCACCUAGGGAGACUGGAGUUGGUCCAAAGAACAAAUAGAUGUUUAGAUAAGUUUUUAUUAAUAAAUGUGUGUAUGUAUUGUAUACAAAGCUUGAAAUAGAGAACUCUUUUUCAGUCUUACAUGCUUAUCUCUAAGUCUGAGAAGUAUGCAGUGGAGGGCUUCCAAAAGCAUGUAGCAAAAAUGAUAGUUGCAAAUCAUUUGCUGGAGAAGCUUAAAAGUAACAAAUAAGCGUAUGAUGUACAAAGAACUUGAUUCUGCAACUCCACAGAAUUUCACAGGCUUUUUACAGUUUCAUGACAAUUCAGCAAGAAAGCACUUAUAGAUGCACUUUCCUUUAAACUGAGGUAGACCAUGCUUCCGUAGAUCCCUGAGUAGAGGUUUUUGGUUUUUUUAAUCAAACCACAUGGCAAUAAAGGGUUUUAUUAAUGAAACCAACAAACCAUCAGGGCUUGAGCUUAGGGUGAGAUUCGAUACACGCGUUCUGGCAUUGCACGUGGGAAGCCGCUGGGUCCCUUUCCUCCCAGUAUUUGCCCUGAUCUGCCUGCUUCACUGAAGUGAAUGGUUUCAGCUUGUUCGGCAGCGUAGCGAGGCCCUCUUGAAUUAUCCCGGCAUGAAUGGCAGAAAACGUGUAGAUGUCGGUGUUGCGUAUCCUAAUUGUAGGGGUUAAUGUGGUACCUCUGUAGCCAGUGUGCUGACUCGGGAAACAUUUAAUUUCAUUGUGACCAAUAAGUUUAUACAACUGGAGAUGAGUAGGUUUUAUUAUUCACUUGGUGGCAGAACUCCUUUAACCUGCCUGUCUAAAUAUUUACACAGAACAAAACUUACUUAUAUUCAAAUGUGCAGUAUAUGAGAAGUGGUUAUUGUGCAUUUGUGGCACCCACUUUACAACACUUGUGCACUUGCAUUCAUGUAGACAUGAUUAGACUGUGCUGUCAACUAAUGUCUUAAAUUUCAUUUUUGAAAUUUUGAGCAGAUUGUGCAAAGGCAGCAAUCAUCCAAAAAACACUUGGGUGGAGUCCUUUAUAAUAUACUUUUUAUUUUUUUAUUCUUUGACUAAAGUUGAUGCAAGACUGAGCUCUUGGAUGCCAUAUUUUUUCAACCUGCAAUGUAUUUUUAUGGCUGGUAUGUUCAAACACUGAAAAAGGUUCAUGAUGAGAAUGCUGACACAGCCUUAACUAUAGUGGUGUGAACAUGCUGCUACUGUAAAGUGUGUUAUUAUAAUAAUAGACUGUCUUCAAAAUACUGUUCAGUAGAGAAUGAAUAAGUAUAUUUUAGAUACAACUUUAUAAGCACUCUAACCUCUUCACUAAUUAAGCAUUGUAAGGUCUAUGCUGUUUAAACUUGCAAAUUGCUGUUAAAAGCAAAAUGUGCAUUAAAUACAAUUACAACCUUG